GCAACUUCCUCCAACUACGAUCGGCUCCUUACGUCACGUGUCAGACAUUAUCAUUUCGACACCUGGCAAACACACGUAUCCCAAUGGCUCUCCUUAGCGGCCGUGUCAUAGCCAUAACCGGUGCUGCAUCCGGCAUAGGCCUAGCAACAGCUCAUCUUCUCGCCUCUCGAAACGCAACACUUUCCAUCGCCGACGUCAACGCGACAGCUCUAGAGAAAGCGGAGAGAGACUUGAAACAGCGCUUUCCAAGCGUAGACAUAUUACCAUACGUGCUCAACGUCAGCAAAGAAGAAGAAGUACAAAAGUGGAUCGAAACCAUCAUAGCAGUCUACGGCCGCCUGGACGGAGCCGCGAAUCUAGCCGGUGUAAUCGGGCCCUCAAUCGGGCUCAAAGGCAUCGACAAGCAAGACAUUUCAGAAUGGGAUUUCAUCAUGUCGGUCAACCUACGCGGUGUGAUGCUCUGCCUCAAGCACCAACUGCGGCAUAUUUCCGACCACUCCGGCGGCUCCAUCGUCAACGCGAGUAGCAUUGCAGGCGUACAAGGCAUGGCUAACAACGCCGCCUACUCCGCGAGCAAACACGGCGUUAUUGGCCUUACGCGCAGCGCCGCAAAGGAAGUGGGGCACCGUGGUGUGCGCGUCAAUGCGGUUUGUCCGGGAUACAUUGAUACGCCUAUGAAUCAUAAGAGUCGGGAUAUUGCGAUUCAGAAUGGCAUGGAGGCUCAGCGCGAGAAGAGGAUUACUAGUGUUGCGUUGAAGAGGACGGGAGCUCCGGAGGAGUGUGCCGAGUUGAUUGUGUAUUUGUUGGGGGAUGGGUCGAGUUUUAUUACGGGGAAUGCAAUUAGUGUUGAUGGGGGGUGGAAUUGCUGAGUGUGGAUGAUUGGGAGGGGGUAGGGAAGGAGAGUUGUACCGAAAUGAGAACAUGUCGCUACGGGGUUUUGCGAGUAGAAAGACUGUCUGAUUGGCAGUCUAUGACAGCUACGAGGGGUAUUAACAUGAGUCUGUGACUUUGCUACCCUUCUACUUCAUGACUACUUGUUGAUUUGGUGUCCAGAUUUUGGAUUCACCUUGGCAGAGGGACACUCUACAAGUAAAAUCCUGCCUUUUGAUUAAGAUGAAAGAGUCACG
This is a messenger RNA of Cucurbitaria berberidis CBS 394.84, 1127 nucleotides long. Its product is annotated as NAD(P)-binding protein. The transcript has a single exon. Gene Ontology annotation, molecular function: oxidoreductase activity. The record is from RefSeq and is a predicted model, not a curated record. NCBI's taxonomy places the organism in Eukaryota, Fungi, Ascomycota, Dothideomycetes, Pleosporales, Cucurbitariaceae. Bases 84 to 869 code for a protein of 261 amino acids.